CAAAUUCAUCCUUGUCCACGAUGGCAACGUCAGGCCUUUCCCGCCGCCGAGGGGCGGCCGCUUCAUCAACCGACCAAGACGACUUCACAUCUUCCCCGCCGUCGUCUGCCCACACACCUGGGAGCACCACGCCCGCCGCAGACACGCACGCACACGCCGGCUCAGCAUUUGCAUUCGGCGGGUCACGUAUCGCUUUCGACCCACGCGACCUGCCGUCCGCCGAUACCGAAGUAGAAGGCGGGACUGUCCCCAAGCUGACGCUCAUGGAGGAGGUGCUACUACUCGGCAUCAAAGACAAGCAGGGAUACCUCAGUUUCUGGAAUGACAAUAUCAGCUACGCGCUGCGCGGAUGUAUACUCAUCGAGCUCGCUCUGAGAAGGAGGAUCGCGAUUGUUCAGGAUCCGUCGCGGAAACGCAGUCCACUGCCCGACCGCCACAUCACAGUUCUCUCCACCCGUCAGACCGGGGAGACACUACUCGACGAAACGCUGCGGCUCAUGAAGCAAACAGAGGAUGGAGGAGAACGCAUGGGCGCAGGAACAUGGGUCGAUCUGCUCAGUGGCGAGACGUGGAAUCCUCUGCGCAUCCCUUUCCAGCUAAAACAAGUUCGUGAGCGGCUAGCGAAGGGACUAGUCGACAAGGGUGUCCUCCGAACCGAAAAACGCAAUCUCUUGCUCUUUGACAUGGCCACGCAUCCAGUCGCUGACGCUAAUAUCAAAGCCAGUGUCGUCAAUCGCACAGUUGCUCUGUUGACCAGUGGCACGAGUGCGAUCCCACCAAACGCUUUGCUUCCUGCUGGGACACAGGCCCGGACGCUCCGGGCAGUAUGUCUCGUCGUCUCUGCGUACACUGCAAGCGUGCUUGACAACGCGUUCGGGCGACUGGGAUAUGAAGAACGGGAGGGUGCCUUUGCUAGAUGCGACGAGAUCCUCGCAGAAUUCACAAUGUGGCCGCUUGGCGGUGGUGGAGAACCGAAACGGACGAAACCACGUGUGGCGGGUGGAUCCUCUGCUUCCUACAUCUCCGGUGCAGAGAGCGUUCGGGGACUGAUCGCCGCUGUGAAAGCGGAAGCAGCAGAGGCAUCAGCUGGCACAGCAGUGGAAGAUAACACGGGCAUGGAGCUGAUCGCCGCCGUCUUCGAGGUCCUGGGUAAACUAGACUCGUUGCUGUAGUUGCAAGGGACAUGCACUGUCGAUAUGCGUAACGCCAGUGUACUCCAUCUUCCGGCAGAGUAGAGAAUCAUCGCAGAGCCGCACUCUUCCACCACAGGCCCCUAUGACAGCACCCCCUACUAAAGCCCGGCGACCCUGUGUGACUAGACUAAAGAGCCCGCCUUUUCACCUAGAAUCCGCACAACUCUCUAGAUCUCUUCCCUAGGGUUCUAUUUUGGCUUGAGCCUUAUCCAGGAAAAUUAUAUCAAAUCACGCAGAUGACUUGAGUGCAGAGCCAGUCUGUAAUCGGACGUCAAUAGACAAAAACGCGGCAUGUCUUGUGAAAGGAGACUAUCCUUUCCAACGGCGGACAAUCUGUUUCUUAAUGAGGAGCUUGGGAUGUGAUGUAUCGCUGCGAUUGAAUCAUGACCAGACAUGCCCUCCGAGCAAAAGGAGCCCAGAGUGGCAGUGACGAGGUGAUGACAUUCUGCAGUAUUGAUGGAAUAACAGUGUUGGAAACCGAUUUUACGGAGGCACGCGAAGGAAGAGCACUCGCCCACAAUCUUUUUGAAUCUCCCGGCACCCCGAUCCGCGCAGGUCUAAAAUUGAUUCUCGCGGAUAAGUACCAAGCUCCUGAUUAGUCCACUGUUUACCUGCCCCAGCCUGCCCCCCAGAUAGCCUCUCACGAGGAUCUUCGAGAAUACGACCCUGUGUUCCUCAGUUAAUCGAUCUCGUCGGCCUGUUGCGAUGAUUCCGAUCCCCUAGAGAAACUUGUGGUCGUCACCCCUAGGUGUGAAGUGUGACCAGUCCGGUCAGCAAUUGACCGGUACUUACGGGAAAGGGUGUUACCGAACUGGUCCGGCCCGGAAGGCCUGAUGAUUCUGUGGCUGCGCCGGCUGAUCGGUUGCUAUGACCCGAAGCCGCCCAGCAUUUUUUUCCACCCACCUGCUCAUGUUUUCUCUGAUGCCGUUCUUCGCUUCUGCACAGGGCCAGAUACUGGUGCGGGCCUACUUUUCUGCGCUCCACUCGCAUAUACAAUGCGUUAUGCGUUGCCGCAAUCGAGGUACCAACAACGAAACGCUGACGCAAUCGAAUAUAAAAGUUUGGGCGCUUAUGUAGCUGCCCCACGCGUUUGCCGGGUAAACGAGUUUUUCUGGGGCCCCGACCUACCGCGGGGUAUCAGAUCUUGAUGGGUCUUCGAUUGACACAGGGCGCACACUCCUGAACACUGCGUUGGCCCUUCUGUGAAUCCAUGACCGUGGAUCGAAGCAGAAUCUUGGGACUGGGACAACGCCGCACAUCUUCCGUGGGGGACAGAUUGUGCGACCCAGUUCACACAUCCAUCCAUGACACGCUGAAUCCAGCUGAUGAUGCGACGACAUGUGUUCGUAUGGAAUGCGGAGAACGGCUUCUUUUUGUGAUAGAUGGAGAUCCACUUGACCGCCAGAACCCCAUUCUGCCCACGUCCGAACGACACAUGACCAUCGGCCCGGGAGCAUCAGAGUGGUUAAAAGCCACGAGUGUGGAGAAAGAUUCGACUGUGUUGCAACCCCGUUCCCACCAUGAGCAAGAGUUACAGUCCCCGCAUUGCAUCCAAUCCCCCCAGUACAUCGUUGGAUCAUUCGCAUGUAUCGGCGGAGGCCUGUUCGGGCUGGACAUCUCGUCCAUGUCUGGUGUGCUCUCGAAUCCGGCAUACCUGAAGACGUUCCACAAUCCGACUUCUAACCCUCAGGGAGCCAUCGUGGCGGCCAUGCCUGCAGGAUCUUUCGUUGGGUCUCUGCUCGUCACGUCCCUUGGUGACAAGAUCGGUCGUAAGCGGACGGUGCAGCUCGCCGGUCUCAUUUGGGUCAUCGGGUCUAUUUUGCAAUGUGCUUCCAUUGACCGUGGGAUGCUCGUGGUCGGCCGUAUCAUCUCUGGUAUCUCUGUCGGUCUCGCCUCUUCCGUCGUGCCGAUCUAUCAAGCUGAAGUCACUGCACCUCAUCUCCGAGGACGGCUGAUUUCGCUCCAGCAGUGGUCUAUCACAUGGGGGAUCCUGAUCCAAUACUUCAUCCAGUUUGGCUGCUCCUACAUCAACGGCACCGCAUCCUUCCGCAUUCCCUGGGGUCUGCAAAUGAUUCCCGCUAUCAUCCUCGCAAUCGGCAUGCAGUUCUUCCCCGAGUCUCCGCGUUGGUUGGUCGACAACGGUCACGAGCAGGAAGCCUUGAUCGUUCUAGCCGAUCUGCACGGUGGAGGUGACGUCAACGACGAGCUGGUCCUGCUUGAGUACGAGGAGAUCCGGCAGCAGGUUGCGUUCGAGCGGGAUGAGGGGGCAAAGAGCUACAUGGAUCUCGUCAAGCCCGGCAUUUUCCGCCGUGUUUUCCUCGGUUCGUCGUUGCAGAUGUGGUCUCAGCUGUCGGGUAUGAACGUGAUGAUGUACUACAUCAUCUACGUGUUCCAAGGCGCUGGUCUCUCCGGUCGUCGAGGCAAUCUCAUUGCCGAUGCGGUCCAAUACGUGCUCAACGUUGUUGCCACCGUCCCGGCCAUCAUCUACAUCGACAAAUGGGGCCGUCGGCCCAUGCUGCUCGCGGGCACUCUCGCUAUGGGAUUCUGGCUGUUCCUCGUCGGCGGCCUGCAGUCCAAAUUCGGGCACUGGGACACGAGCUCGCCACCCGUCUGGGUUAUCGAGGGCCACGACGCCGCGACCAAGGCCAUCAUCGUCUGCUCGUACUUGUUCGUCUGCUCGUUCGCCGUGACUAUGGGCCCGGUUUCUUGGACUUACCCGGCCGAGCUGUUCCCGACCAAGGUGCGCGCCAAGGCCGUCUCUGUAGCCACCUCGGCCAACUGGGCUUUCAACUUUGCCCUCGCGUGGGCGGUCCCACCUGCGCUGUCCCAUAUCGCGUACAAGACGUAUUAUAUCUUCGGGACCUUCAAUUUCGCCGCCUUUGUGCACAUCUUCUUCAUGUUCCCCGAAACCGUUGGCCGCUCGCUCGAAGAAGUCGAAGCCAUCUUUGCGGAGGGACACGUCUUCUCGCCGUGGCGGAUUGGUCGCGAUGUUGGGGUCAAAACCCUGGCCGAGGUGUCUGCGGCGAGGAAGACGGGUGCCAACGAGGAAAAAGCUAGCGUCGAGAAGCUCGAGGCUUGAGCACAUCUUGUUACCUGUAGUUUACGUUUCUUUCACGAUGGUCGCAUGUCUGCUUUACGAUUUGUUGUACGAUAACUGCACGUAGUUUGAAUGAUAUCGACGCACUUGAAUCUCAUGUCGUAUGGCGCACUAUGAUGGAA
Mycena citricolor is the source of this 4412-nucleotide messenger RNA. The record is from the annotation of a GenBank genome assembly. Lineage: Eukaryota; Fungi; Basidiomycota; Agaricomycetes; Agaricales; Mycenaceae.